Messenger RNA from Microdochium trichocladiopsis, 1744 nucleotides. Its product is annotated as concanavalin A-like lectin/glucanase domain-containing protein. The transcript has 3 exons. The coding region runs from base 346 to 1341 and encodes 331 amino acids. Gene Ontology annotation, molecular function: cellulase activity. Gene Ontology annotation, biological process: polysaccharide catabolic process. NCBI's taxonomy places the organism in Eukaryota, Fungi, Ascomycota, Sordariomycetes, Xylariales, Microdochiaceae. The record is from RefSeq and is a predicted model, not a curated record.
CUCCAUGCACCCGAAUUAGAGUCAGCUUGCCCUGUGAUCCGCAGCCGGGGACCAGGCCAGCAAGAGUCCCAGGGCUGCCGUACGUGCACCACUUACGACCGCGCUGGAUACGCCAUAUUAAAUCAUAUCAGACGGGCCCGGCCAAGUCGUGCUGCAGUACACACCUCACCUCUCCAUACAUAACAUCGUCGGCAGCCCCCCACCUGCUCUCUCCCAAGUGCACGACAUAUCUAUCCACGACCAGUCUUUUUCCUUUUGCAGCAUCCGCCCUCUGCCUCAUAGGCGCAUAUCUUGGUUGUUAAUUUCCUUCGCUUGUAAUUAUCUGUUCAACCAUAAUCCGCAACCAUGGGCUUCUUUGUUGGCCUCAUUGUCAACGCCGUCCUCAUAGGCGUGCCGAUUGGCGCCAGCCUGGGCACGCUCUUCGGCGUCAGACCCUUCCAGAACGAGCGCAAGGUCGCACCCACCGAUCCUGAGAGGUUCGACCAUAUCCUCACAGGCUCGAUCUGUGGCGAGUUCCACGAAUUUGCGCUCAACAGGCUCGGCAACAACUACACGAUAAACUCCAACGAGAUCCUCGAGGCCCCUGGAUCCACUCUCUGCACAACCAUCACAAAAUACCAGAACGGCACAUACCCCACAAGCUCGACGACACCGGAUUUCAGCUUCACCUGGGACUACCCCUUCAAGAUCGCCAAUGCCUCGGCUCCAAGGAACCAGACGCAGCCCCUGAUCCACGCGUUCCCGCAAAUCUCGAUUGCCGACGGCGGUGUCCUGCCCAUCAGGCUCGAGGACCUCGGCGAGCUGACGCUCGACUUCAAGUGGACCAUGGGCACGGGCAGCGAGCCCUCUCCCGAGACGAGCGAGCUCCGCCUGGGCGCCGCGCAGGUCAACUCUAGUGUCGCGCUCGACAUGUAUCUCGACUCGACCGAGGAGAGGGCGCGCAACGCGAGCUCUGCCAAGUUUGAGAUGAUCAUCGUCUUUGCCAAGUAUGGUCUUCAGCACCCUGUCGGCUUCGGCAACGGCACCAUCGUCAAGAGCCAGACCAUCGACGGACACGAAUUUAACCUCUUUGCCGGCCAGAACAACAACAAGCAAAACGUCUUCUCGUGGAUCGCGACGCGGCCCGUGACCAGCAUCAACUCGGACCUGCGCCCCUUGUUCACAAGCAUCAUCGAGCUUGACGACAAGCUGGCCACGCAGUUCAAGGUCGACAAGCCCACCUUCACCAACUACCUGGGCUACGCCGGCUUCGGCACCCAGGCAUACAACUCGAUCGGCAACGUCACCUUUGCGGUCAGGGACAUGCAGUUCAACGUGCGCAAGUUUGGCACAACGCGGUGAUUUCUUCUCGCUCCCGCGUCGCGCACCGAAGUUUGAGUUCACCACGCGGCAUCUGACGUGAGGUGAAGGAGGGGCGAUGAGUGUGCGUGUGUCGGUGUAGUUUGCAUUAGUCUUUUUUUUUGGUGGCCACUUGCAUAGCAUUUUCUUGGGUUUCUCUUGUUUUCUCACUCUGUCGUCGCUUUUUCUUGUCAAAUUCUCAAAGGGGUUCAUGGGUUCAUUUGUCUCUCGGGAUCAGAGGAGAUGGCCGGUCCAAAUACCCCGCAUUUAGAUUCGGCCGACCACUCUCCUGGUGUUCACGGUUAAUGUUUAACAAGAAAAAUUUGAUCACCUCCAGAACAAUUUCUCUGUCCAUGAUCUCUCCCCAUCUCUAUCUCUCUCUGUGUGUGUGGCUGCCACGAGACGU